UGACGUCUUCCGGCCGCGCCGGAAAUUGAAGUCGAGGCCUCCGGGGACGAGGCAAGCGUCCACUUAGGGCUGGAGCGCCGUGGCGCGACCAUGGACCGGAGGAAAAAGCCUCUGGACGUGACGGCGUCCUCUUUGGUGGACCUGAAGGCCGAACUCUUCCGGAAGCAAGAAGAAUUCAAGCAAGAAAAACUCCUAAAAGAUUCUGGAGUUUUUGCGAAACCAAAAACAACUAACAAGAAACCGAGUAUCUGGGCCAAACAGAAUGCAGGGGUUUCCAGCCGGGCCGAGAAGGAUGCCGAGGAGAAGCUGGAGGAGCAGAAGACGUUAGACAAGGCGAGGGAGAAAUUGGAAGAGAAAGCCAAACUGUAUGAGAAGAUGACCCAGGGAGACUUUAUAGACGAGGAGGUGGAGGAGAUGUACCUGGUGGACUUCAACCAGAAGAUCAUGGACAGACACCGGGAGAAUGGGGCGCCUGCCGCCCUCAGGCCUGCGGGGGACAGGGAGGACGAGGAGGAGGAGCGCCUCUCCGAGAAGGACAUCCCCCCGCCCCAGGACCCCAGCGAGGAGUGGGUGGACUACGUGGACUCUCUGGGCCGCUCCCGGCGCUGCAUGAAGAAGGACCUGCCGCACCUGCUGGAGCUGGACAAGAACCUCCAGGGCCGGCUCUUCCUGAGCCCCGCCAACGAGAAGUCCUUGCUGUCGGAAGACAUGCGGAAGGAGCUGCAGCGCCAGGAGUGGGAGGAGGAGGAGCGGGAGGCCCUGCGGAGGCCCAUGGGCCCCAUCCACUACGAGGACAUCCGGGAAAACGAGGCGCGGCAGCUCGGGGUCGGCUACUUCGCCUUCGCCCGCGACCAGGAGCUCAGGCACAAGCAGAUGAAGACGCUGGAGAUGCUGCGUGAGCAGACAACGGAUCAGAGAACGAAACGCGAGAGCAUAAAGGAGAAGCGGAAGGCACUGUUGGACGCGCGCCUCGCCAAGCUGCGGCAGAAGAAGAUGAAAAAGGCGAAGGAAGACGGGACCGAGGAGGGAAGCCCAGACGGAGACGUGAUUGGCCCUUUGCCGCCGGAGCCAGAGGCCGUCCCGCCGCCUCGUGCCGCCGCCCCGAGCAGCAAAGUAGAGGUCAUCGUCCAGGAGCGGAAGGACACCAGGCCCGGCGUGCCCCACGUGCGGGAGUGGGACCGAGGGAAAGAAUUUUCCUUUGGCUACUGGUCGAAGAGGCAGUCGGAUCUGCGGGCCGAGCGCGACCCUGAGUUCGCCCCACCGUCGGAUUACUUCCUGGGUCAGAGGAGAGCCGGGCCUGGGAGCAGCAGGCCCGGGCCAGCACCCGGUGACGCAGGCCAGUGCCCUGGCCAGGGCCCCGCGCCCAGCGCUGCACACACGCCAGCCACCGCUGCCCCCGCCGCUGCCCCCGGGAGCCCGCCGCAAGCCCCCACGGUCACGUUCGAAACUCUGGACGAUAUGAUAUCCUACUACAAGCAGGUGACCUGAGCGCCCGCCAGCCACGGGCGGCCUGCGGACGGUGCCUCCUCCCCCCGCAGGGCCAGCACGGCCGGGCCUGCCUCCCGCCGGGACGGACCCCUUCGCGUGGUGGCCCUUUGUGGCUCUGUUUCUCUCUGCCUUACGUGGCCACAGUCACCUCGAUUUCCACGGGAGCCGUGAUCUGUGUCCUCCGCGUCCUGCAGUCGCCCCGCCUGAAGCUCCGCCCGUUCCCUGUGCCGGUACUGACAGCCGCAGGCGCCUUGUUCCGGGGAUUCCGCGGCUCCGUUAGUCGCCAGAGCAUCUGCGGGGGUGGUUUUUGCCGGUGACGGGGCAAACAGGAGCCAGGGUGGUCUGGUCUCCUGGGUGACCCUGGUGGCCUCUUGCGCGGGGCCAGAGAAGGCACCACGGGAGUCGAUGCUGCUGGAGCCACUUUUAUUGUCGCCCCCUCCUCUGUCGCAGUUCCUGCUACGAUGCUCAGGGACUGGGGCUCGGGCCUGGGCGGACGUGGAGGCUACACGCGUGGCCCAGCACCUCUCGGCUGAGCGCCACGGCCCCCGCACCGCUCCUGUGCCGUGACCGCCUCCCCAGGCUCCACCCCGGGUCCUCGUCAUUCUCAGGGACCGGGCGCGCUGUCUCGUUCCCACAGUGGUGUCGGCGGGAGCUUCACUCUCGUUACCUGGUCUCGGGGCUUCUCUGCAGCUUAUCCAGGCCCCAGUGUCCCCCCUCACACUGAACAACAAUAAAUCUCAAUUACUUGCAAACUUUG
This is a messenger RNA of Sorex araneus (European shrew), 2245 nucleotides long. It is a transcript of the gene CCDC174, whose product is annotated as coiled-coil domain containing 174. NCBI's taxonomy places the organism in Eukaryota, Metazoa, Chordata, Mammalia, Eulipotyphla, Soricidae. The record is from RefSeq and is a predicted model, not a curated record. Gene Ontology annotation, cellular component: nucleus. Bases 91 to 1488 code for a protein of 465 amino acids. The transcript is spliced from 11 exons.